AUGAACAUUCUUUGUUGUCAUUCGCUAGUGAAUUGUUUCUAUUGCAAAUUCAAGUUAGAGAAAAAUAUAUUGUUUAAUUUUAUCUAACAGUUCUUUAGUAUGCACUAAUGAGUAGUAACCUGUACUUUUAUUCUUUUCUUUAAUUCUACUAAUAUUUUCAAUAAUUCGACGGACGAAAGGACGUUUCUGGAGAGUUUGGCUUGGGGCAAGGUUUCUUGCUUUUGCUGAUUGGUCUCUUUGUGAGCGAGUGAACUAUAUCUAUAAUUCAUACAACUCCCACGAUUCUAUUAUCUUCUACCCCGUUUACUUUUACUUUUCAAAGUCAGUCUAUAAAAUUAAUUCUUGUCAUUGUGCCUAUAGAAAGAAGAAAUUAGAUUUGUUUAGUUAUAAAAAGUGUCCAAAAUUUUCCACAAGUAAUUAAUAACGACCUGACCUUUCAAAAUCUUUCAUAUCUAGAUCUGUUCCUGUACAAAACCCUCAAUUGUUGCAAGGUGUCGUCGACUGUACUGACAAGCUCAGAUUCGUUCGACCCCUUACUGUAGAGGUUCGAUUCAGUCCAGUCCCGUUCCAAAGUGAUCUGGGCCUUGGAAGAUAGCAUAAUUUACUUUGCUCGGACUUUUUAUUACAUUCAAAUUGGAUUCUUCACGAACCACUCUGCAUGCUUCUUUGUCUUGACGACAGUGAUGCUUCCUAGAACAUUUCCAAGUUCAACAUGUUAGACCUAUGUUGUCUUAGUCAUUUAUCAUAUUACGUUUUGCUGGUAGGUGCAAUCUUCUGGUUCAAGGGAGAACUAUGAAAGCAACUAAACUCAAAAACUGGGUUUUGACAAGUUCCAAGAAACACCAGUAUAAAUUUCCUCUGUUAGUGCCCGCUGGCAUUCAAUUUUUCAUAAUGUUUCUGCAAAUCACACACACACACACACACACACAUCUGCUUACAUCAAAAUUGUAUAAGAUUAUUCAACGUUGCACAUGGUAGUAGGCUUUAUUUCUUGAUUGAACAAGUCUGAGGUCUGAUUUUACCUUGAGUCCACACCAAGUCAUCCAACUGCUACUUUCUUGGAAGAAACUUUCUUCAUAUUUACAACAGUUAAUGUUGGAAUGAUCAAAGCACAGAUACUGUCUGAAGCAGCCCGCGAUGGAAAGCUUGAUGUUCUUGAAAAUCUACUCAGGGAAAAUCCAUCAGCUCUUGCUGAUUUCAGGCUCACAUCGUUAGCAGAAUCUCUUCUGCAUGUGGCAACUAAAUCGGGGCAGCUGAGUUUCGUGCACGAGCUCAUGAGAAUAGAUCCUGGUAUUGCACCAGAGCUGAACAAGAACGGUUUUCGAGCUCUGGACAUAGCUGUCAUAAUGGGCAACUUGGAGAUGGUCAAAGAAAUCUUGAGGUUUGAUCAAGGUCUAUGUCUGCUCAAAGGCAAAGACCAAAGAACAGCCCUUCACUAUGCAGCCAUCAAGGGCAGAACUGAAAUAAUCGACGAAUUGCUGCAAUCUUGUCCGGAUUCUAUUCAAGAAGUCACAGUUCAUGGGGAGACUGCACUUCAUCUUGCUGUGAAGAGUUAUCAGUUUGAUGCAUUUUCUGCCUUGGUUAAAUGGCUGCAGAGGCUCAGCAAGGCACCGGUUGUUAACAUGGGAGACGGGGAUGGGAACACUGUGUUGCACCUUGCUGUUUCAACGAAACAAUAUGCGUGCAUAGACCUACUCCUCAGUGAGAACAGCAUCGCCGCAGCAACAAUAGAACUGGAUGCCAGAAAUACCAAUGCCUUAACAGCACUAGACCUUUUAGACAUACAAGAUUCAUAUGACCUUAAAAUCAGACAGAAGUUAGACUCUGCUGCUGCUGUCACUGCUCCAAAUUCUGUAGCAACUACAGAAAGUUCGAAACACUUGAAAAGAACUUCCAAACCAAAGCAUGAUCUCCAACCACAGCCCUCAAAGAACUGGUUCAAGUACUUCAAGUUCCAGAAGCAACGAGAUUCCCCCGGCGAGACACGGAACGCGCUCUUAGUCGUGGCUGCAUUGAUAGCCACAGUUUGUUUCCAAGCCGGCAUCAAUCCUCCAAGUGGCAUUCUCAACCGACCUCCACCGCCGAGCCCUCCAAACCAGACCUUUCAAGAACGGCCCUCGUUGGGCCAGCAGAGGGCUCGGUUCUUGCUGCAGCAGCAGCCAUCUUCGGGUCCCGUGCUGAAUCAUUCUUGUUCUUGUUUGCCAACUCUUUAGCCCUGACAGCAUCAAUUUGCAUUAUUAUAUACCUCACUGCAGGCUUUCCGUUUCAGAGGGAAUCCACAUAGCGUUGUACGGUAUGAUGUUCAGUUAUGGUUUUGGAGUCAGCAGUAUCAUCAAAGGGAUAGACAAAAAGAAGAAAGCCAUGGCUUAUGUUCUUGUAACUGUUGCUUUCACUCUGCCAUUCGUGCAGAGAUGGCUGCCCAGGUGGGGGAAGAAAGCAUGGAAGAAAUGGAGGAAGAGAGGUGUUAGAAAGAUUCCAUUGCCUAUUGAUAAUUGACAGAAAAACCAUCUUUAGAGCUUGGAGACAUGGUUGUUUGAUGGUCUCUAUACAAAUAUGUCUACUACAGUAGUUGUAGAAAUUGAUGAAAUCUGUAAUGUUGAGUAGGUCUGGUGAUAGUUGAGGUACCAUGAAUGUUUGUGUAAAGGGCAUGUUGUAAACAGACAGUGUCUUGAAAUCAACUAAUGCUGUUCCUGAUUCUCCUUCAGAAAUAUACCUCAAUCUACAAACUAAA
Molecule: messenger RNA, 2731 nt
Organism: Sesamum indicum (sesame)
Lineage: Eukaryota; Viridiplantae; Streptophyta; Magnoliopsida; Lamiales; Pedaliaceae
Product: ankyrin repeat-containing protein BDA1
Cellular component (GO): plasma membrane
Molecular function (GO): protein binding
Source: RefSeq, a predicted model, not a curated record